CUUUAACUGCUGGGAUGCCGGGCGAAUGUUUACCGGCCCGGGACUACACGGGGCCCCCCGCCGCCCCCGCAGCCUAGCCGGUGUCCUUCCUUGGCGCCCUGUAUGUUUGGUCCCCUCUCGCCCUGCGCACCCGGCGUUCCGGGCAGACUCAAGCGUCUGGUCCGGCCCGGCUGCCGCUGCCAGUCCUGGACUCUUGGGUCGAUCGGAGGUGCAGACAUCACGGUGUGAAGAUUGGGGUUCAACUUGAGCCUGGCAUGCCAGGACCUAGGCCAGUGGUGCUGAGUGGGCCUUCGGGGGCAGGGAAGAGCACCCUGCUCAAGAAGCUGCUCCAGGAACACGGCAGUAUCUUUGGCUUCAGCGUGUCCCAUACCACAAGGAACCCACGGCCUGGUGAAGAGAAUGGCAAAGAUUACUACUUUGUGACCAAGGAGGUGAUGCAGCGUGAUAUCGCAGCAGGGGACUUCAUCGAGCAUGCAGAGUUCUCAGGAAACCUGUAUGGGACAAGCAAGGCGGCUGUACAGGCUGUGCAAGCCAUGAACCGUAUCUGUGUGCUGGAUGUGGACCUGCAGGGUGUGCGCAACAUCAAGAAGACUGACCUGUGUCCCAUCUACAUCUCUGUGCAACCCCCUUCCCUGGAUGUGCUGGAGCAACGACUGCGGCUGCGAAACACUGAGACUGAGGAGAGUCUGGCAAAGCGACUGGCAGCUGCCCAGGCAGACAUGGAGAGCAGCAAGGAGCCUGGCCUGUUUGACUUGGUGAUCAUCAAUGACAACCUGGAUAAAGCCUAUGCAAUGCUGAAGCAGGCACUCUCUGAGGAAAUCAAGAAAGCUCAGGGGACUGGCCAUACCUGAGGACCUGCUUCUUUCCACAAGGUGCUGCCUGGGCUCCAGGGGGAGCUUUGCCAGGGCACCAAGGACCUGUAAUAGGCUUCCAUUAUGGAGUCAGUGGACUUGCCCCUUGCCUGGCCACAUGAUGGCUCUGUACCCUUGGCUGCCUUGAUAGGCUGAAGGACUGCACAGUGCACCCCCUGUCCACCCUCCUGUCUCUGCCUCUAUUCCUGUCCCUUCUGCUAGAGCAGGACUGACAUUCUAAUAAAGUAUUGGGCUAGAGUCUCACAGCCCUCUA
Molecule: messenger RNA, 1125 nt
Organism: Nannospalax galili (Upper Galilee mountains blind mole rat)
Lineage: Eukaryota; Metazoa; Chordata; Mammalia; Rodentia; Spalacidae
Gene: Guk1
Product: guanylate kinase 1
Exons: 8
Coding region: 255-851 (198 amino acids)
Biological process (GO): purine nucleotide metabolic process
Cellular component (GO): cytosol
Molecular function (GO): GMP kinase activity
Source: RefSeq, a predicted model, not a curated record